CGUUUCGACAUUCUGCGAGGUUCAGGUGUGAGAACUAGCCAAGUGGUGGCAGUAACAUAGUAGCAGUUAUGCCUUAUGGUAUUCUCUGAUCUCAGGAAGAUCCACAUCAAGCGAUGUUCGCCCUCACAUCAUACCUGUACUGUUCUAGCGUAGCGUAGUGUUUUUCUCUCGCUGUUCUUUUACCAAACCAUUUUUUCGAUUCCAACGCGGUGCUGAGCCGGUUGAAGUGUGACGGAGACUUCGGUGUGCUGUGUAGAUGCCCUCUUGUCUGGUUGGAUGCAGUAUUCAUGAAUCCUAGUGGUCGGUGAAUGAAUCCUGAGGCUGCGAGAAUGGCGGAAGAAGCAUGCGGUCUGGAGAAAAAUAGCAGAAGCGAGCGGGCGUUCGGCGUCGAGUCGUGUUGGAGAUGGCACUGUGCAAUCGUGGCUAGUCUUGUCGGCCUUCUCCUGGCCAGCACUCCAUCGCUAGGAGCGAAAGGAUCAUUUCAAUGCCCACCUGGCAAUCAAGGCUGCUGGUUUGUAUACACGGAUGCUUGCAUGUCGUCAACACAGUCGUCGGCGUUUGGUGGUGGCUGCACAGCCCUAGCUACCGUCUCCUGUAGCUCCACCAAGAUACUAUUGGCAAAUCUGCAGGUCAGUGUUGUACAGUACUAUGCUGAGUGUCCCACCAUUACGGAAAUAAAUCUUGAGAAUAAUUCUCUUCGGACGUUGAAAGAUACCUACGCAAUCACCCAUGGAAUGACUGGUUUGAGCAUGCUGGACGUGGCGCGGAAUGAGCUCACCUCUGUGUUCAGUGAUUGGUUUACAAGCAACACCAACCUUAGAUUACUGAACUUAAGUCAGAAUAAGAUCACGUCGGUGGAUGUCCAGGCAUUCGCCAGUCUCAGCCGUCUGGAGGAGCUAAAUUUGUCGGGAAACCGACUAUCUGAAUCCCAGUUGUCAUCAAGCCUAUUUUCUCCACUGAAAGGCCUAGAAAGACUGUUUCUGGCAAACAAUCUCAUCACUGAACUACCUGCAGAUAUAUUCAAUGGACUGGACAGCCUACAAAUGAUCAAUCUUCAAAACAAUCGUAUACGUGUUGUGUGGUCGGAGUCCUUCACUGCAUUCAUGUCCAGACAGGACAGUGUGCUGGACUUAUCAGGUAACAACGUCACAUCUCUGGAAGAAAUGGUCGUUGGCAGUGGCACACUACACUUGUCAAGCAACCCGUUGCACUGCGACUUCAACCUGUGCGAGCUGGUCACUGGCAAAGGUCUGCAGAUAGCUGACCUCAACCAGGCCGAAUGUGCAUCACCACGGACUGUACACAACACACGGAUACAAAGUGUCUAUGAGCGGCUAUCGUGCGGUACAGCUGCAAGCUGCACGCCACACCAGUGCGAAGCCCUGCAGCGUCCCAAGCACGCCACCUGCCAGGGGAACACUUGCACGUGCAACGCACCUCUGUACGUCAGCAACGAUCUGCAGUGCGUAUGCGCGACGGGCGCUAGACGUGUAGACAUUGGCGUGUGCGGCUCGGAGUACGGUGUGACAUGCUUGCUCAACUACACAUGCGAGGAUGUGAACGAAUGUGAGGAAUUGUCCGGGUUGUGUCCCGACGCACAAUGUGUCAACACGAUAGGAUCGUAUGAAUGUCAAGAACCCAUCAGCCAGCCAUCAUCAUCAUCGUCCUCCGCCGCCGCUGCUCCACUCCCUAUCACAUGGCCUGUUCCCAACUGCACGCUCGUGUGUGGUCGUAACGCGGAGUGUGUGAUGGACGCGGCGCGAUCCCAGCGCUGUCGGUGCGUAUUCGGAUUCCGGAGCAGCGGCCCCGAAGGUGGAUGUGCAUCGAUUCGCAACAUCGGGCCCGGUGAGGCACCAUCUCAGCCGACGCCGCACAGCUCCAGCACGGAUAGUCUUGUACUGGUCAUUGCCAUCAUUGGCGGCGUGGCCGGUGUCCUGGCAUUGUUCUUUGUCAUCCUGUAUGCCUCACGGAAGUUCCUGAUACAUCGCAAGAAGACAGUCCUAGUACGUCACGUGUCCCAACGCAGCACAGCCAGCUUCAUGCAGCCUAACCAGGACUAUGAACGGAGUUCAUUGGACAGCAGGACAUUUGGCCAGGCUCAGCACAAGACUGGGAUCAAUCCCAUCUAUGCCAGUGCUAGCGAGUCAGACAAGAAACCCAAGAUCGCACUCAGCAUUCUCUAUGAAAGUGGCCGGCAAAACAAACGUCACAAGUACACCAGUCCUCAGAAUGUUCUGGUCCAAGACAGCCAGCAUCAACCAUCCUCGAGCAUGUUUGGUGGCUUGCGCAGGGUACCUCCUCCUCCGAUCAACACGAUGCUGCAAGGCUCUGUUCUACCCGGAAUGCCACCGCACACGGGUCCCAAACCGGGAGCUAAACACCCUUAUGUUGUCCUCAACGCCAUCAACGGUGAACCUUUAACACCCAUGACUCCACCGUGCAACGUCACAGUCAAUGCCAUGCAUAUGUACGUAUCACCCAGGGACUCGACAGCCACAACGACAUCAUCAGUCAGUGAAAGCGACCUCGACAACCUGGCGCUGCACAGAGAUAGCUUCAAUGCCGAUACGCUGGGAAGGAAGCCCGUUGCCAUGAUACGACCUUAUGAUCAGGCUACAAUCAUGCCGUUCAAACAAGCCGGAUUCCUACCCACGUCACCCAUUGAGAGCAAACCAGCCAUGCAGAUUGUGGACUUGGUGCAGUCUCAGCCGAUGUUGAGGAAAGACCUGCCUCUCCACGCUGUUCGUGAAGAGGUCACACUAAAGCAGCACUCUGCUGCAACAGGUACCACUGCUAAGCCAGCGUCAGAUGUGCAGAGACGAACAACGUCACCCGGUACCGAAAGCAUCGACUCGUAACUUGACCAACUGUUCAAACAUCCUGAUGUCACUCGAUGAAUAGCUAUGAGUAUAGACUUAACAGUCCCAGUAACAAUGCAGUAUUUAUGUUAGCUAUCUGAGACAGAGCUUGAGCAGCACACACGACCCGCUCUUUGAAACGUAACCUCUCUCAACAAGACUCACUUUCUUUCCAAACCUGUAUGUUUUACAAGUAGUAUUGUAACAAAGACUUUCUGACAAUGGGUGACUGGCCCAGAACGUCAUAAUUUUACGACUCGAUAAACUAAUCCUUUCACAAGUGAUUCAGUACAUUGA
Sycon ciliatum is the source of this 3155-nucleotide messenger RNA. RefSeq lists its product as uncharacterized. The coding region runs from base 309 to 2858 and encodes 849 amino acids. Gene Ontology annotation, cellular component: plasma membrane. The record is from RefSeq and is a predicted model, not a curated record. Lineage: Eukaryota; Metazoa; Porifera; Calcarea; Leucosolenida; Sycettidae. Gene Ontology annotation, molecular function: calcium ion binding; protein binding. The transcript is spliced from 22 exons.